Messenger RNA from Nanorana parkeri, 763 nucleotides. Its product is annotated as protein CLEC16A-like. The record is from RefSeq and is a predicted model, not a curated record. NCBI's taxonomy places the organism in Eukaryota, Metazoa, Chordata, Amphibia, Anura, Dicroglossidae. The transcript is spliced from 6 exons. The coding region runs from base 104 to 763 and encodes 219 amino acids. Gene Ontology annotation, cellular component: endolysosome membrane; late endosome. Gene Ontology annotation, biological process: regulation of autophagosome maturation; endosome to lysosome transport; endosomal transport.
UGCGCUCCAUAGUUGAUGUCCUGUUUCCCCGGCAGAUGGUGGCUGUGGCCGUGCACAGUGUCAUCGCCAGCAGUUUAAGAGGAUGAACUGAGCCGGGUCAGCAAUGUUCGGGAGGUCUAGAAGCUGGGUGAGCGGCUCUGGCCGGUCCGGAUCUAGUAUUCAUUCCCUGGACAGACUGAAAUAUAUGUACCAUGUUUUAACAAAGAACACCACUGUCACAGAUCAAAACCGCAAUUUAUUAGUGGAGACAAUUCGGUCCAUCACAGAGAUUCUUAUCUGGGGGGAUCAAAAUGACAGCUCUGUUUUUGACUUUUUUCUGGAGAAGAAUAUGUUUGUGUUCUUCCUAAACAUCUUGCGGCAGAAGUCUGGUCGCUAUGUUUGUGGGCAGCUUCUUCAGACACUGAAUAUGCUGUUUGAGAACAUAAAUCAUGAGACAUCUCUUUAUUACUUGCUGUCCAAUAAUCACGUGAAUUCCAUUAUUGUCCACAAAUUUGACUUCUCUGAUGAGGAAAUUAUGGGUUAUUAUAUUUGCUUCCUGAAAACCCUUUCUGUAAAGCUGAACAGUCACACUGUCCAUUUCUUCUACAAUGAGCACACCAAUGAUUUUGCAUUGUACACAGAGGCUAUCAAAUUCUUCAAUCAUCCAGAGCACAUGGUUAGGGUUGCAGUUCGUAACAUCACUUUGAAUAUUUAUAAAGAUCUGAGGAAAUCAACUCGAUGCCAAACACCCUCAAACCCUCUGGACUAUGAUUGUGGAACCUAA